Porites evermanni is the source of this 801-nucleotide messenger RNA. The record is from the annotation of a GenBank genome assembly. NCBI's taxonomy places the organism in Eukaryota, Metazoa, Cnidaria, Anthozoa, Scleractinia, Poritidae.
AUGUACAGUAUUUACGUUACCAACAAGUCUGGUAUUGGGGUGUAUAUCCGCGUUCAGCAGCAAAAAAUUUCUUCCGCGAAUCCAAGUUUCUGCCACGAUUUGGAUGCUAUUCAAAAUGACGGGGUAGGUGAUGAAGAAUCGGUAAGAACUCACUUACUUCAGUGGGGUUUCUGCAAGAUCGCUCUUGAUGAGACCAUAACAUUCGCAAUGGAUAUAGCAAAUGAGGGACCACGGAGGUACGCAUCUUUGUAUGCUAGAUCCAAAUUGUUCAUCGUGGACUUUGAAAUAAAUUGUCUGAGGUAUGGCUGCCUCUUUGUAAUGGGUGCAUUUACAGGCUACGGCGGCGAAUAUCGGCUUUACCAAGCCAAUCCUCAGCCGGUUUGGAUUCCAGUGGAGGACGGACAACCAUUGCCACAAAAGAUCAUCAAAGCGGGCACUACAGCUUUUGGUCGAUCUCCUGGAAACGGAGAGACACCUCUCAAAGUAAUUUUAGCCAGAAAUGGCUGUCAGCUUACUACUAUCUACAGCAAAGGAUUAAAAGAGCCGAGCUUUUGUAGUGGCACAAUUCUUCGCGACACUGGCCACGAAUUCGUUCCAGCCAACGUUGGUGAUCCUGUACCUCCCCACGCAGUCAUUGGUGGUGUUAGUGUCCCAGAAGGAUCGCUGUACCUUGGGAGAGUCGGAGGCAACACUCCAUGCGUAAUUGAAGUUGAAAGGGGCAAAGUUAAAUCCUUCUGUUACGAUUGCAAUAAGGUUCAAAGCGGCGAGAUUUUAAUUCUAACAGACGAUCCAAAGGUUUAG